Molecule: messenger RNA, 3033 nt
Organism: Syngnathus typhle (broad-nosed pipefish)
Lineage: Eukaryota; Metazoa; Chordata; Actinopteri; Syngnathiformes; Syngnathidae
Product: vacuolar fusion protein MON1 homolog B-like
Exons: 6
Coding region: 842-2617 (591 amino acids)
Biological process (GO): protein targeting to vacuole; vesicle-mediated transport
Source: RefSeq, a predicted model, not a curated record
AAGUGACGUAGUUCCGUAGAAUUAAUACCUCAUUAAUGCAUUUUGAAAAUGGUGAGAAAAAAACCCCAACCUCUUAAAAACAAACAAACAAAAAAAUGCUUAUUCCUCCCCCACUUUGAAUAAAAACGUAGGUUUUCCCCAUCAAGCGUAAUCUUAUAUUUUGUUCUGCAGAGUACAGAUGUCAAGUGCGUUCGGAAAUGUAACACUAAUGCGGAAAACAUAAAAUAAUAAUAAAAAAGAAGAGCCACUUUCAGAUUCGGUUUCCGAAAGGAACAUUUAACAAACAUCAAUACAUUAUGAAAUCGUGAAAGGUAAAUGUAAUAUUUUUAUUGUAAUUGAUUUUGUUUGCAAUGAAAAAUGUUAAUGUGACAGAUUUUUAUGAUAUAAAAUGAUUGACUUUUCAAGGGUAACCUCCCGCUCUUGCAUGCGACAUUACGUUGCGUACUUAGGAUGGAUAGAAUUUGACGUAGUUUACGUAGCACAAUGACAAAUGAACCGAGCCUCUGUCUAAUGCACAAACAACCAUUAAUAAUUGCCUUUUAUUAUUUUAAAGUUCUACACCCAAAGUUUUGAUGAAGAAAAAAGCGGUUAACAUUUCGCUCUUGCCGCCGAUUAAAACGUACUUUGGAGGCGGGGCCGCCCGGAGCCAACAAGCGACCUAAUUGGCUAACUGAGCGUGACGUCACCGAGUCCGGACGCAUCUCCUGCGGUAAGAGAAGCAUUUGUUUUCUUAUCCCUGACGUCUUCUAUUCAAGCCUGACGACCACCGAGACUUCAUGUAGCAGUUUAGGAAUUCAUCUUCGUCUGUACCCCCACACAAAAAACUUACUGGGAUGGUAUCAUGGACAUGGACAAUCAAGAGGGAGAGACACAGGGAGUCAAGAUAUGUCCACCCUUAGAAGUUAAUACAGCAGCAGCGGACACCCUGGCAACCUCACUUUCACUUUUGGGGAAUCACAUGUUUCCCGAUCUGGUGGCCAAGAAAGCUGCCCUUGAAGAGAAGCGGACACAAGAUGGUGCAGAGGAAUCCCCUCAGGAGACAGAAGGCUCUCUUCCUCCUCCGGCAACCGAGCCGGAAAGCGAGGAGCAUCAGGACGAGGUGGCGAACGGCACGCAAAGUGACUCUGGAGAGUUUGUCGUCACCGUCCUGGCCAAGGCCAAGUUGGAGGAGCAAGGCCUCGGCGUGAAGGGUCGCUUGUCGCCGCUGCUGGAGGCGGGAAUGCAGGAAUCUCCCACCGCCGCCCACGGCCCUUCCCACCGUGACGAGGACGUGACGGCGGAAAGCUGGCGGCGGCACAGGAAGCACGUUUUUGUGCUGAGCGAAGCCGGAAAGCCUAUCUAUUCACGCUACGGCAGCGAAGAAGCUCUGUCAUCUACGAUGGGCGUCAUGAUGGCGCUGGUGUCCUUUGUGCAAAGUGGUGAUAAUAUUAUACGCUCCGUCUACUCAGAGGAGCACACGGUGGUUUUCCUCCAGAAAGGCCCCCUGGUGCUGGUGUGCGUGUCCAACAGCCGGCAGUCGGAGCAGCAGCUGCGUGGCGAGCUCCUCUAUGUCUACUACCAGAUCAUCAGCAUGCUCACGCAGGCCAGCAUCUCGCGCAUCUUCGAGCACAAGAAGAACUACGACCUACGGCGUCUGCUGGCGGGCUCCGAGAAGAUCUUGGACGGCCUCCUGGACCUAUUGGACUCGGACCCCAGUUUCCUUCUGGCGGCUGUGCACUGCCUGCCGCUCGCCUCCUCCCUCAGGGACUCCCUCAGCCAGAUCUUACAGAAGGCCAUCACGCCCAACUUGGUCUUUUCCAUCCUCAUCGCCAAGAACCAGCUGCUGACCAUCGUGCAGGAGAGAGCCGUCAUCGAGGACGCCCGUCUGGAGCCCGCCGACGUCCACCUGUUGCUCAACCUCAUCGGCGCCUCCUCCGCCUUCCAGGCCGGCGAGAUCUGGACGCCCAUCUGUCUGCCGCUCUUCAACCCCGACUGUUACUUCUACGCGUACAUCUCCUACUUGGACCCGCCCGAGUGCACCGUCUGCCUCCUGCUGCUCUCCACCGACAAGGAGGCCUUCUACGCCGUGGCUGAGUGCAAGCGGCGCAUCGAGGAGGCCAUGGCGGCGCAGGGCUCGCUGGGCCUCAUCGCCAAGGCGCAGUCGUACAGCGUCGGUCAGGUGGGCGUCGCCGACCUCAGGCACUUCAUGUACAAGCCCUUCGACGUGCCCGACAAUCACCGCCAGCUCACGCAGUUCACCAGCCCCGAGAUGGAAGCCCCGUACCACACCGAGGAGGAGAAAAUGAGGCUAUUGGACCUUUACCGUUACAUGCACAGCCGCAUUCACAGCAGCUCUCGACCCCUGAAGCUCAUCUACCACGUGGCGGAGAGGGAAACCCUGCUCGCGUGGGUGACGAGCAAGUUUGAGCUGUACACAUGCUUCAGUCCACUGGUGACCAAAGCGUGCGCCAUCACCGUCAUUACCAAGCUCCUCCGCUGGAUCAAGAAGGAGGAAGAGCGCCUCUUCAUCAGGUACCCACCUAAGUACUCCACCACGCCCAACCCCGCCAAGAGCUCGCGAGGGGCCAAGGCGGAACAGACAGACUCGGCCGACAACGGCUACCUGUCCUUGCUAUGAGGACGCUACACUUUGACACUCAAAAGCUGAGGUAGGUAGGGACACCUUUUAAUUAUCAACGGACAGAACUAUUUAAGUGGUUUUAGUUUAGUUUUAGCAAACUAUGAAUGCAUUGCACACGGGAGACGACCAGCACGAUGCAAGCGGAGUUGGACAAGCGGGAACAUCCUCGCAAUAAAACCUCAGAGCCCCCCAAAACAUUGAACCCACAUCUGCUCAUAAAAUGGAAUGAUGAUGAUGAUAAUAAUGAACUGGUUAUUUGGUUUUCAUCAAUUCAAUGCAGCCCUCAGAGGACUUGAGGGAGAAUUGUGGUCACGUAGAAAAUUAUAUUACGAUCAUAAAAAUUUGGUCUAAUAAUUGCAGAGUUGCCCAAGUCAUAUUUGAAUGUCAUUGGGAAAAUAAAUUUAACAAAAACA